AGCCGCAAAAGCCCGCCCUCUGUUAGCGGUUAACCUGUUCCUGAACUUCCUUUAAACUUCUUCACUUCCUAACCUUUCUGCUCAAACAGAUUAAGAAUAAACUUGCUAUCAUGUCAACGCUUCUUGUCAGUCGAACCCGGCCGUGGUGCUGGAUGUGGAGGUGCCUGAGCGCUGCACCUCCGCGUCGAGCCCACUUCCUGGCCUCUGCAGUGGUUCAAUGGGGAAAAGGGCCAAUGUUGGCCGGUGGAAGUCGCCUGCUAAUGGGACACAGUGGCGCUCACAGCCGUAGGCAGCAGCACACAGAGGCGGAACAGCCCGUUGAGGUGGAUAUGAAACGGUUAGAAGGAGCAGACAAUGGAAUAGUGGAGGUCCUGAUGUGUCGACACAAGGCAAGGAAUGCAUUGGGCCAUGUCUUUGUGUCACAGAUGAGCGAACUAAUGUCCACUCUGUCACGUGACUCAUCCGUCCGAGUCGUUGUCUUCAGGAGUCUGGUUCCGAAGGUUUUCUGCGCAGGUGCGGACCUGAAGGAGAGGGCUGUGAUGACCAACAGUGAAUCUGACCUGUUUGUUCACGGGCUGCGUUCUCUCAUGACCCAAAUAGCUGUGCUGCCCAUGCCAACCAUUGCAGCAAUAGACGGCGUUGCUGUCGGCGGUGGACUGGAGCUUGCUUUGGCCUGUGACCUACGAACUGCAGCGUUCUCGGCACAGAUGGGUCUGAUAGAGACGACGCGGGGGCUGCUGCCAGGAGCAGGGGGCAGUCAGCGGCUGCCAAGGAUGGUGGGCAUCACUCUGGCAAAGGAGCUCAUCUUCACAGGGAGGUGCGUGGGAGGGGAGACAGCUCUGGAAAUGGGUCUCGUAAACAGAGCCAUAAUGCAGAACCAUGAAGGAGAUGCGGCAUACAGAGAGGCGCUAAGUCUGGCCAGGGAGAUACUGCCCCAGGCUCCAAUUGCUGUCCGAAUGGCGAAGGAAGCUAUGAACAGAGGAUCGGAGGUCGACAUCAACUCAGCGAUGGCUAUAGAGAGAAUAUGCUAUGCUCAGGUCAUACCCACACGAGACAGACGGGAGGGUAUGGACGCUUUUAUAGAGAAAAGACCUCCACGGUACACAGGGGAGUAGACGUUGGUCUGCAGCGACUGGUCAGUAAGUCUUUAUAAACCACUGGUGGGGUUGUUUUGUUCUUUAAUCGGUGACUUCAACCUUAAUUCAAGUCAGCUGUGGGAAGGAACACAUCGUACUUGUUUAAGGCUCUGAGUUCUUUCAGUCGGGGGGAAAAAAAAACUUUGUGGAGUUUUUCUGUUGUAGUACUUUUUUAGGUCAUCUUUUGCCUCUUGAUGUGCUCAAAUAUCAUUGCCAAAGCUAUGCAACAUGAACCAAAUCUUUAUGAAUGAAGAUGUCGUGUGGAAAAUAAGUGAAAGAUUUGCAAAAACCAUAUGUACAGACAGAGCUGUUUUCCUCAGUUGAUUGUGGUAUUUAAACAUUUACAGUAUGUAUGGUAACAGUGGGAUUACUUAACAUCACUUUAAUCCAUGGCAGUCUGAUCACAUAGAAAAUUAUUAUUUUUGAUUCAUAUCAACAACUUUAACAUUUUCUGUAUUUUUUUUGUAAGUUUAAACAACAUCUUCAUAAAAAGUAAAGAUUAAUUUCUGAUCAGUUUUUAUGGGAAUGCACAUUCUUUAUUUCUCCAAAAUUAAAACAUUAAUCUCAGCAGCAAUAUGGCACAGUCAUAGCAUACAUACAGUAUGUACAGAACGGUUGAUUGAAAUCUUCAACAAUGAUUUGCUCUUCAUCUAAAAGAAAACUCUGCUGUGUAUAUUUUAUAUCUCCGUUGAAAGGUGUAAACGAUGACUCUAUUUUGCGUGAUUAAUAUUCCACUGAAAACAAGGACAUUUAACUGUAGAGAGGUGAUUUGUGUUUGGCUAAUGGCAAUUUUCGGAAGUAAUAUAUUGUAAAAUCCUAUUGUAAAAUCCUCCUAUCAACAUACACAUUUUCCAUUAAAAGUUGGGGAACCUCUCACUGUCAAAGCCAAAGUGCACUGAAUGUAAUGAUUUUUAUUUUUUGUUAAAAACACCAUAACCUUUCCUGGAAGUGCUGAUGCUGCUGAGUUUUGUUGAACUUUCAGCUCAAAACCCAAAGUUUUCUCUCCUAUUAGAUUACAGUCUUCACAGGUUCAGGUGAAGACAAAGAAGAAACGAUCAACUCUUGUGUUGUUCUCUCGUAACACGAAUUGAUAUUGAACUUUUAAUAGCGACAUUAUUUGCAUAGGACAAUCAGGCAGAGCAAUAAUGAGCUAAUCAAGAUCAGCCGAGUGUGUCUCCCCAGGGCAAGAGAAAUUUACUAGGUCAUGUGACAUCUGGAAUAAAUUAUUAUCUCAUCAGAGGGUCGUAACAAAAA
Cynoglossus semilaevis (tongue sole) is the source of this 2390-nucleotide messenger RNA. RefSeq names its product enoyl CoA hydratase domain containing 2 (gene echdc2). NCBI's taxonomy places the organism in Eukaryota, Metazoa, Chordata, Actinopteri, Pleuronectiformes, Cynoglossidae. The record is from RefSeq and is a predicted model, not a curated record. Gene Ontology annotation, molecular function: catalytic activity. Bases 111 to 1115 code for a protein of 334 amino acids. Gene Ontology annotation, biological process: fatty acid beta-oxidation. Gene Ontology annotation, cellular component: mitochondrion. The transcript has 11 exons.